UCAUUUACUUCCUGUUUACGUUUCCACAAAUGACGUCAUGCGGAUAACGUUUCACAAACUGUUUCAAAACCGAAACAGCGGAUAACUUGAGGAACAACUCUUGAAUAUUCUUGUGACUGCGGGACUACAAUAGCGUCUAUCUUACAUACAUACCGGGACAUCGUGGAGAGUCAACCACCUAGCUACGUUUUCAUUUGUUCUGCUCAUCUUUGAGGACCCGAAGGAAGCUAGCCGGGCUGCUAAGUGAAGCUAACGCUAAGGAGGUAGCUGGGAGCUAGCUAGCUAACGCUAGCCAGUUAGCAACAUUAACUCAACAGGACGUCAUCUUCAAACAGAGUGCUCGACAUCUGUUAGCAUGGAGAAUAAAUAUAACCUCAAGAGUCCAGCGGUAAAGAGGCUGAUGAAAGAGGCUGCCGAACUGAGGGAUCCCACAGAGCACUACCACGCCCAGCCACUGGAGGACAACCUCUUUGAAUGGCACUUCUCCGUACGUGGGCCCCCCGAUUCCGAUUUUGAUGGUGGGGUUUACCACGGCAGGAUCGUGCUUCCCCCAGAAUACCCAAUGAAGCCCCCUAGCAUCAUCCUACUCACGCCGAACGGAAGAUUUGAAGUUGGAAAGAAAAUUUGUUUGAGCAUCUCUGGCCACCAUCCGGAGACCUGGCAGCCCUCUUGGAGCAUCCGAACCGCCCUAAUAGCUAUAAUCGGAUUCAUGCCAACAAAAGGAGAGGGGGCGAUCGGAUCUCUUGAUUAUACUCCAGAAGAGAGGAAGGCCCUUGCCAAAAAGUCCCAGGACUUCUGCUGCGAGGCGUGUGGCUGCUCCAUGCGCUCUGCCCUCCUGGCUCUGACCCCCAACAGCAACCCCAGCGCAGAGGACCACAAGGCUAAAGAGCUGGCCCAGCAAAUCAACUUCAAGGAAGAGUCCAGUUCAUCCAGACAGGCAAGUGAGAGCGGGGGUGCAGAAAGCGAGCCUGCUACACUCACCCAGGAAGACAGCUCCACGUCUGCAGGCCAGGAAGCUUCUGAAGAGCCCCAGGCUGAGCAGGCAGAGGCGCCUCCAGCCACAGGUAUAGAUGGACCCCAGCCCCCUGCGGCCCCCAUCCCCGGCCGCCCUCUCAGCCCCCGGCAGCGUCGUGCCCAGCAGCGCAGCCAGCAGGGCCAGAGAGACGGCAGGGACCCGGCCAGCAGGCCGGUCUUCGGCCCGACUCCUCGCCAGCCUCGGGAUGAGAGCCGCGCGGGCUCCGUGGCCCUCAUCGUGGUGCUCACUUUGGCCCUGGCCGCGCUCAUCUUCCGCAGGAUCUACCUGGCUCACGAGUACAAGUUCGACUACGAGCUGUGACCACACACCUGGCCCUCCCUCCUCCUCACGCUCAAGUCACCCC
Etheostoma spectabile (orangethroat darter) is the source of this 1379-nucleotide messenger RNA. It is a transcript of the gene ube2j1, whose product is annotated as ubiquitin-conjugating enzyme E2, J1. NCBI's taxonomy places the organism in Eukaryota, Metazoa, Chordata, Actinopteri, Perciformes, Percidae. The record is from RefSeq and is a predicted model, not a curated record.